GUUUGGAGAGAAUAAAAAAAUAAAAUAAAGUACAUCGUGAUAUUCUGACAUAAUUUGGAUCUAUCUUGACUGGGUUAUGAAUUUUUUGAUUUUACUCAAAAAUAGGCAAAAAUGGGAUAUUUCACCUAAUGUACGUGUUGACUAGGUUUUUGAAACUUUGAAACAUAAAUGGUGCCACGAGAUUCAACACAGUCGACAACCUAUGUUUUCAUGCAUUUCUGACAGUAUAAACCUAAUGACAGAGAAGUCCUAAGGCUUCGGGAAAAAGGUCCGUAGCGCCAGAACCAAGCAAAACCCGACUGUAGAUCUUACUUUGUAAAGGACACUUCGGACUAUCUAUCUACGAAAAAGAACGGUAGAUUACUAUGUUGGUUUCUAGAAAUCCGAGCCAGUUUUCCAAAGAUCUUGUAGAAAACCGCUCUUCGGAAUGUUUUCAAGAGACGAUUUUACUUGUGAAAAUAUAGCUUAAACUAUCUUCUUUCAAUUGCUGAAGAUUGUAGGUUUCUAUCAUUUUUCUAUCAAAAGUUAUUUAAAAGAACAGACGAGGCCACUGUUUCUUUGAAUGGACAAUAGAACUUAUCUGUCCCAGUAUUUAUUUAUACUCACUACUGAUCGAUAAACCUGAAUUUUAUUUUUUAGCAUUUAUGAAUAGUACAUUGUUUGUCUCCUCUUUUUUGUUUUUUGAUUGAUAUAUUUCAGCGUUAUGGAAGUAUUUUCAGUGCUCUCAAGGUGUUACGAUUGUUACGUUUGGGACGUGUAUUUAGAAAAUUAGACAAUUAUCUUGAAUAUGGUGCAGCAGUGCUGCUUCUUCUUAUUUGUGUUUUCGUUCUUGUUGCUCAUUGGUUUGCGUGUGUUUGGUAUACAAUUGGAUUUCGAGAAGGCCGUGGUGGUACUGGGAAGCGAAUGGAAUAUAGUUGGUUAGUAAAAAUGGAUAGAGAAUUGCAACACCACUGUAUUGACUCUUACGGAAAUUUGUCAUUAUACGAGUCAAACGGUACAUGUCGUAAAGCAGCUUAUGUAACAGCAUUAUAUUAUACCAUGAGUUCGUUGACAAGUAUUGGUUUUGGUAAUGUCGCAGCAAAUUCGGAUGCUGAAAAGAUAUUUACUUGUGUAAUGAUGUUGAUUGGUUCACUAUUAUAUGCAACAAUCUUUGGUAAUGUCACUACCAUAUUUACACAAAUGUAUUCCGCAACUGCCAGAUACCAUGAAAUGUUGAGUAGUAUUCGUGAAUUUAUGAGAUUGCAUGGUAUGCCAAAUCAGUUAAAUGAACGCAUAAUGGAUUAUGUUGUUUCAACGUGGGCUAUGACAAAAGGCAUUGACGCUACCAAAGUUUUAAAUUAUUGUCCAAAAGAUAUGCGUGCCGAUAUUUGCGUGCAUAUGAAUCGUAAUGUUUUUAACGAACAUCCCGCAUUCCGUUUGGCUAGUGAUGGUUGUCUACGAGCAUUAGCCGUUCAUUUUCAUAUUAAUCAUAGUGCUCCAGGUGACAUGCUGUAUCAUAGCGGUGAAAGCCUAGACAUGUUGUGUUUUAUUGUAUCUGGUUCAUUAGAAGUAAUACAAGAUGAUGAAGUUCUUGCAAUUUUAAGUACUGGAGAUGUGUUUGGUGAUGAUUUCUGGAGUAAACAUCGUGAUAGUGUUGGACAAUCAGCAGCAAAUGUUCGCGCUCUCACUUAUUGUAAUUUACAUCAAAUACGACGAGAACGUUUACUGGAAGUGUUGGACUUUUAUCACCCGUUCAGCAUCUCAUUUGCUAGAAACAUGAUACUUACAUACAAUUUACGACAUAGAGUUGUAUUUCGUAAAAUUGCCGAUGUCAAACGUGAACGUGAAUUAGCUGAAACACGAAAAAACGAACCGUUUGAUCAAAUUGGUUCUGAUCAUCCUGUUCGAAAAUUAAUAUCCAAAUUUCGAAAAAUCUCACAAGAAAAUCGUGUACCUAACUCAACAACAUUAAACGAUGUUGAGACAGGCGGUACACCGUCGCCAAAUACAGCAAAUGAUCACAAAUCUUCGACUAUUCCAUCUCAGCUGACACAACCAGUAGCAACAGCAGCGAAAACAACAAACAAAUUGGAAACGAUUUCCGAAAAAAUAGAAACACAAGAAGUACAAAAUUCGGGGACUGUUGUUAUAAAUGAACUAAAGUCUACUCCUCUUUCUCACGCUCCGCUACCACCACCGCUACAACAGCAAAAAACGAGCAAAUGGAAAUGGUUGAAAGCUGGUGUGACGGAGAAUGAGACUAUAUCCCAUAGUACAACAGUGAAAACUAAUGGUGCUAACAACAACAAUAUAAAUUCAACACUAACUGACAUUGGUGAUAAAGCGACAGUCAUUUUUCCACAAAAAGUAAAUUCAACAAAUCCAUUCGACAAUAUUAUAGGGGACGAACUACCAUCUAAAAGUGCUAACAGACAGUCCAUUCCGUUAAGUUUAUUUAUACCACGAAUGGCAAAAGAUAAAACCGAUACAUCCGAUAAUGUAGAAACGACUGAAGAUAUUAAAUCUUCACCGGUGCCUGAAACUUCCGAUUCACCGAGAGAAAUGACGAAUCGUCAAUCUGUUAGUGGCUCAAUUGAUAGUCAAGUGUUGUCGUAUUUAGUCGAAAUUAAAAGUGAUUUACAAAAUGAAGUACAAUCGUUGAGUAAACGUAUGAGUCAUAUCGACGAACAAAUAAAUUUGAUAUUCAAUUUUUUAAUGCCAACAAACAAUUCAAAUAUGUUAGCAGUUCAAUAUUCAUCAUCGACAUCACCAACAACAACUACAAAGACUACUACAAUAUCUACUUCACCAUUAUUUGAAUCGGCACCAUCAUUUGAAUCGGCACCAUCAUUUUUUUCCGAUUUAUCUUCGAAAACUCUGUUCGAUACGCCUAUUAAUAGUGAUGCAAUAGGUGGUAAUGAUAAUGUUGAGAAGUCAAGAAUGUUCCAUCGUAAUAGUGACCAAUUAUCAUUAACACCCAUACGUCAACUAAGUGGUUAUGAUAAUAGUACGUUAAAUAUUCCAAGGUAUAGUCAAGUGAGUUCCUGUGGUAGUUAUGUAUCUGUCCCAUCCCAAAGAAGUUCUAUAUCGAAUAAAAUAGCACCAGCUCCAUUUGACACUAAAUCUUCGACGGAAAAACAACCAUUGAGUACAAAAUUUCGGCCAAUAGCAAAUGUUCGUAAUAACCCCGGCCGUUCACCAAUUCCAAAAGCACGGUCAUAUCAUCAUUCGAAGACAAAAUCAAAACAACAAUCAGCAGUACCGAUCAACACAGUGGAGAUGAAACAUUCGACAGUUAUCGAUUUUGAAAAUCGAGAAGAACAAUCGGUACUUACAUCUAGCUUUAAUUCCGAUAUUGCAACAAGUAAAACGACACCGUUGUUGAACACACUUAGUACAUCGCUAAGCGGACAAUAUAAUCGAAAAGAAAAACAAAAUUUAUUUCGUCGUUUUAUUGAUCAAAGAACCGGAAAAAUUUCUCAAGAUGACGACGAGGAUGAACGAUCAGAUACAGACGAUUAUAAACCGUUAACCAAAGAUCAAGAUAUUAAUGAUCUUACAAUUCUAUAG
Messenger RNA from Didymodactylos carnosus, 3549 nucleotides. The record is from the annotation of a GenBank genome assembly. NCBI's taxonomy places the organism in Eukaryota, Metazoa, Rotifera, Eurotatoria, Philodinida, Philodinidae.